GUGAUACAGGGAGGAAAGGCGGCUAGCUCGAGUAAAUAGGCGGAGCGCGUUUUUUCAGCAGGUGUUGUUAUGCCUGGUCAUAUCAAAAAUACGGCCCUACUGUCUAUCUUUUGGAACUGGAUUUUAUAUAGGAGAUGUGUGACAAACCUUUCUUUUAUAACCCCGAUAUCGAUACGAAAAUUGCCGGUUUAUAUGAUCUACAACAUACAAUUGGACGAGGACAUUAUGCUGUUGUGAAACAAGCACGCCAUGUAUUUACUGGUGAGAAAGUUGCAGUGAAAGUAAUCGACAAGACCAAACUAGACAAUGUUUCACGAGAUCAUUUGUUUCAGGAAGUUGUAUGCAUGAAACUUGUUCAGCAUCCAAAUGUGGUUAGAUUAUAUGAAGUUAUUGACACGCCAACUAAAUUGUAUCUCGUUCUUGAGUUAGGUGACGGAGGAGACCUAUAUGAUUACAUAACAAGUCAUGGCGAUGGUCUAAGUGAAAAAGUUGCAAAACGGUAUUUUCGCCAAAUAGUAACUGCCAUUGCUUAUUGCCACAAGUUAAGAGUGGUUCAUCGAGAUCUAAAACCAGAGAAUGUAGUUUUUUUCGAGAAACUGGGUUUGGUUAAGUUAACAGAUUUUGGAUUCAGUAAUAAAUUUAUUCCUGGCACUAAUUUAGACACAGCUUGCGGCUCGUUAGCUUACUCAGCUCCGGAGAUAUUGCUUGGUGACUCAUACGAUGCUCCAAAAGUGGAUAUUUGGUCCUUAGGUGUGAUAUUAUAUAUGCUUGUCAGCGGAAAUUUGCCUUUUCAAGAAACAAAUGAUAGUGAAACGUUAACGAAGAUCAUGGAUUGUGAUUAUUCCAUGCCUUCACAUUUAUCACCAGACUGUAAACGGCUUAUUUCUCGUCUACUAAUACGUGAUCCACAAAAGCGUGCUCAUCUUGAUGAUAUCCUACAAGAUGACUGGCUAAAGCUAGAUGGUAAUGACUUACCUAUUGAGCUGUUUUCUGUCCCCUUGAUAUCUCGUGAACAUCUUUCAUUUGAAGACCAUAUGGAGAUUCUAUCCAAAAUGGCUGAGGGUGAACUGGCGUCUGUUGAUGAAAUACAGUCUACUUUAGAUCGUAAUGAAUACAACCACAUAGCUGCUACAUACUACUUACUUGCGGAGCGCAAACUGAAACGUAACUACAUAGAAGAAUAUAAACGGUUAGCAAGCCAGUCUCAACUAAUUGAAAAACGAAAACAAGAACAACAAAAAUGUAUCAACUGUGUGUUUGGACUAUCUGAAAAUGCAAAACAAGUGCAGAAUGUUGAAAACAAUAUAACCCCUAAAUCUUUGGUAAAUAGUGUGAUGGGUUCAAGUACUGCGACACCAACUUCACGCAUUUUAAGUUCUUUAGGCUCAUCAAAUGUAGAGGAUCGUGUCAGGCGUUUCAGUAUGAUUUUAGAAGAUGAAGAAGAAGAGGAAGAAAGUAAAGGGUCUCCAAUAGCAUCUACUUCAUUCGACAGGUAUAUUGCAAGUAUAAAUGAGUCAGCGAAAAUGGUCAAUGAUUCAGAUGCCUUACACCCCUGUUUCGCUGAUACGUCUGAAGAGGCAAUGCUAGAAGAAGAGGAAGAAGAACUUGCUACUGUUGCUGGUUUGGCAUGCGUUCGUUCUGAACUUUUAACUGAUCAAAUGGUUAAUCAUGUAUUAAGUAUAUCCGAAUCAGAAUUCACAUCAAAUGUCCAUGGAAAUGUGGUUUCAACUCGUCCUUGUUCUAGAACAAGUGGUUCUGCAGUUGGAGCAUCUGAUGGCGCUGAGUCAGAUGUUUCUCUUAGUCCCUGGAAUGCAAAUGGGACGGGUUUUGUAAGUUCUUUGAAUCGAGUUACAUCCACCACUCGUUCUCUUCCACCUGUUGAAACUCGAAGAAAGAAUACCUAUAGACGAGGACUUAUAUCGCACCGUCCACUUACUACAGUGAAGAGCAGUCCGCAGCUUCUGAAACAUUCUGCUGAAGAAGAUUGGAACAUUCAUACCUCAAUAGAAACCAAUAAUUCCCUCCACAUGGAUAAACGCAGAAAGAAAUUAGGAGAAUGUUUUAUACAAAACCCGGCUUUCUAUACUACAGCUGAAGAUAGUUUAGGAAUCCGAUCUUUGCGUAGUUCGUAUAACUUGUACCGUAGUAUCAAAUAUGUCGACGAUCAGUUGAUUGGCCUGAGACCUACAAGUUUUUACACGACUGCAACCCAACAAACAUAUUCUGGAGCUCAUAGUCCAGCGUGGACACGAAGGUUUUUGAAUACACCUGCAUCGUCGUCUCGUCCAGCAAGUAUCGGGAGCUGGAAUGCUGUUCUCAACAUGAGUUUAGUGAGUGAUCAGCGCCGCCCAUCAUUCUGUUCAUCUCCUGUUGAGCCACAAAUAGGCACCAUCAAUCGAAGAAAGGUUCUUUAUUCAAAUCACAGCCAAGGCCCAUAUGUUUUCAACAAGUGGAUUAAUCCCGACCGAAGAUGCAGUGGACCUCCAGGUUUAUUGUUAGCAGUCUCAGGAUUGUAUUAUCCAGGUUCAGGUGUUACGUUACCCAGUCGCUCAGACUCAGAUACCUCAUUUCUAGAACAGCAUGACACUAGUCAUUUACCCCCUAACUUGGACCACUCUUUUUCUCCAGAAGAGCCUUCAGAUGAAUCUUACACGCAAAAUGGGACUAAGUGUUCAGGUACAAUUACCGAAAUAAGUGAUAUCAUUAAGAAUAACCAUCGCAGUAUUUUACCGUCAAUCUCUGGAGUAAAUAAAAGAGGUUCUACUAGAUCUCCGCAUCGCACUCUUAGCAAUUCUCGUAAAACUGCUAGUUGGUGUAGUUCCGCACCUAUAUUGUGCGAAACAUCUGAACAGCCCCAUUUAACUUAUGUACCAUCAAAUAGUAUUGGGCUGACCACUUUAUCACUUGAAAGUAACUCUCAGUUGGGUGGUUCGAAUACGGUUCGAGAACAUUGCACUCCGAUACGUGAAGAAGAUGACGAAGUAAUACGCUCUGGAGAAUCUACUUUUAAGACACCUAAUCUAUUAUUUGGGUUGAAUCACCGAAGGAAGUCUGAAUCGUCAAGUAUGCAUACAAGUUCAACUCUUUUCACGACAUCCAAUAUUACCCGUGGUGGAUUCGCAACUUUGGCUGAAUCAGAGUCAACUUCAACCAUUAGUCAGUUACCCAACAUAAGUGCUCAGCGAAACGAUGCUUUACAAAAUGGUGGCAGUUCACAAUGUACUACAUCCAAUUUCUCACUUAGCUCUCUCGCAACAAGUUUGCGAGAUUCACGCUACAUGAUCGACAUUAUACGUGGAACAUUUGAAUUACAAUGUCAGUAUAACCGUAGAUUUACUAAUUCCAUUGCUGGAGUUAGCAGUUGUGAAUAUAAUUCUAGCCGAGCUAGUACCUCAACAUCUGUUCGUAGCCUCACUGCUAUAUCAGAAAAUUUCCCUAUCAACAAUCAACUAAAAGAAGAUUUUCCUUUACAAGAUUCACAAAGACUCCCCCUUCAUCAUCGUGAUUUACUCCAUCCAUUGGAAUCCACCUUAAAAGCUUCUACAAAAAACAAUAUUUUACAGAAUUCCAAUAUGGUCAAAAAUUCUAUGAAUAGUUGUUUGAAUCGUGAUUUUCUUGUUACAGGUUCAUCUCAGAAAAGUAGAAUGAGUUUACCAGCUAGUAUAAGUGGCAUUACAAACCCAGAUGUUGUCUGUUCAGUGAGUCCUGUUUUAGAAUCGAAUGAAAACAAUUUUCCCUCCUCUCUUUCUCUUGAGCAUAGUUCACCUGUAAGAUUUGACAAUCUGCUUACUCAUAACCAUAGGAAUGGGUCUUGUAAAUCUGUUAGUCAAUCUACAACUUCAUUUAAACGUCCUUCACAUUUGUCUUCAAGACGAGAAUCUUUUAAGAAGUCGAACAUCAGCUGUCUUCCUGAUCAUGGUUGUAGUAUAGUUGAAAACAUGAAUUCAGAAACCCAUAAUAAUAGUAAUAAUAAUAAUAACAUCAGUCAUUAUUCUGAGUUGUCAAGUGAAUCCGUUAACCAAUGGACUCAUAAAUCAAAUACGCCAAAUCAUAAACAAGUAUCAUCGUUUAUACUAAGCAAACAUAGAGCUAGAUUAGCAUGUUGCUCAGUUUCGUGAUAAUUACUUUGAUUUUGUCUUCCAUUAUUUACAUAUAUUUUGUAUAAAUAAUUUUCUGUUAGUUUUUAGAAUCAUUUGUUUAAGUCACCAUUGUGUUUUCUCUCUUUAUUUUGUCUCUUCUUUCUCUCUUACCCCUGUUCAUGAUCAUAAAAUGAGAUAUUAUUAACGUUUUUAUGGUAUUUAUUUCAGUUCAUAGUUCUGCUUUGUUUCACUUUCCUGUAUGCGCUUAAGUAGGUAUUACAUAUAUACUCUGUUUCAUUUUCUCUAUAUAUCUAGUCCAUUGUUCUUUUUGUUGACUAAGCAGCUUAAUUACUACAGUAAUCUUACCCUUAACAUUAUUACUGAUUAGUGUUUAUGUUACUAAGAUCAUUCUCUUGCCUAUACUCCAUCUACUACUACCAGCUAGUCGUACAUUGUUUACUCGCACAUUUCUAAUCAGAUAUAUUUGAUCAUUCAUAUUUUAGAAAAAAAAAAAACUGACUAUUUUGACUAUACACUUUUUAUCUUUCUAUCUUAUAUUGAUAUUCUAAAUUGUUUGGGUAUUAUGAUUUUAUUAUAUUUGAUUAAAACAAAAUUAACCAGUGUCUGUAUUUUUGAUCUUGGCUUCUUAUACUCUGCUUACAAAAUUAUAACAAGUAGAUAAGUGUAUAAAUACUCAUUCUAUUUUAAGAAGAAGAAGAAAAAGAUUUUCUUUAUCUUAUUUUUGUUUUCGAAACUUUUACUUAAAAGUAUGUUGUGGUAUCUGUGCAUGGAUCAUUGAUAUUCUUGAGACUAAUAAUAAUAAUAAUAGUAAUAAUCAAACAUUCAAUUAUACUCUAUAUCUAUGUGUAUAGAUACACUAUUCUACAUACUGUCAAACACACUUUCACUUUGUCCUGUCAUUUCAUUAUCUCACCGCUUUUCUCAUUGUCUCUGUAAAUAUAAUACAUAUAGAAUGAAUAUCAUUCGCUUCAUGACUAAAUUAUUAUGUUUUUCUUUCAUUUCUUCCUAUUCUUCUUCUUCUUCUUUUUAUUGUUGUUUGUCACCAACGCUUUUUUGCUGCAUAUUAUACCUGAUUCUGUAAAUAUUCGCCUAUCUAUAUGUCUAUUGUAUCCCGGUUAAUCUUGUUUUCUUUUUUUUUUUAUUUUAUUUUGAGCUUGUUUUCCAAAGUGUAUGUCUCUUUAUUUAAUUCUUAUGAGUAUUUUAAUAACAUAUAUAUAAAUCCAUUUGAUUUAUUAUGAUAAUUUUGUUCUAAAGUUGAUUUUAUUUGUUGCC
Molecule: messenger RNA, 5372 nt
Organism: Schistosoma guineensis
Lineage: Eukaryota; Metazoa; Platyhelminthes; Trematoda; Strigeidida; Schistosomatidae
Source: the annotation of a GenBank genome assembly